Molecule: messenger RNA, 1103 nt
Organism: Capsicum annuum
Lineage: Eukaryota; Viridiplantae; Streptophyta; Magnoliopsida; Solanales; Solanaceae
Product: probable LRR receptor-like serine/threonine-protein kinase At3g47570
Exons: 2
Coding region: 1-837 (278 amino acids)
Biological process (GO): protein phosphorylation
Molecular function (GO): ATP binding; protein kinase activity
Source: RefSeq, a predicted model, not a curated record
AUGGACGUCGAAGAUGUCAACUUGGUAACACCAAUGGGUAGUCCCUUACAGAAGGAGCUAGAUGCUGUGGCUUCAAUCAUGAAAGUUACAUUAGAUUGUUGUGCUGAAUCUCCGGAAAGAAGGACAAACAUGAAAGAUGUUGUAGGGAUGCGGCAGAAGAUCGAGACUCAACUCCUUGCUUUUGUAUUUGUUACUAUGGACUUUGUGCUCCUAUGGAUAAGGAAUAGAAGAGGUAAACAAGCUCCUCAACAAGCUGAUUCGUUGUCUACCGUAACACGAGAAAGAAUUUCAUACUAUGAACUGCUCCAAGCAACGGAUGACCUUAGCAAGAGUAAUCUGAUUGGUUCUGGAAGUUUUGGCUCUGCUUACAAAGGUGUUCUCAGAAGUAGAACUGCCAUUGCAAUUAAAGUGUUCAACCUGCAACUGGAUGCAGCAUUCAAGAGUUUUGAUACGGAAUGUGAAGUUUUGUGCAGCCUUCACCAUAGGAAUCUUGUUAAAGUCAUUACUACAUGUUCCAAUCUGGAUUUCAAGGCUUUAGUGCUCGAGUAUAUGCCUAAUGGAAGUCUUGAGAAGUAUUUGUAUUCACACAACUACUUCUUAGACAUCAUGCAAAGGCUAAGAAUAAUGAUAGAUGUGGCAUGUGCAUUGGAAUAUCUGCACCAUGGUUGCUCGUCGCCUGUGAUUCACUGUGACGUAAAGCCGAGUAACGUCUUUCUGGAUGAGGAUAUGGUUGCCCACCUAAGCGACUUUGGUAUUUCAAAACUUCUUGGUGACGAUGAAAGUGAAUUAUACACUAAAACUUUAGCAUCAUUGUGUAACGAUGGGGAAUCAUAUUGAUAAGGAGAACCAUAGUCACAUACAUUGAAAUAAGAAUUCAUCGUAGAAACAAAAGGAAAAUAGAAAAGGGAGAUUCCAGAAUGCUAAAACUUUAGCUAAGAAAAUAAAAGACAACUUCAUAACAUGAGCCCAAAUAGAUUAUAUUCCUCUACUAUAUAUAGACAUCUUCCCAGGGUCCCAAAUGUAAUUUGACAUCUUGGUCAAAUUCAUUACAAUUGUCCUCCCUCAAUAAGAACCUUGUCCUCAAGGUUCAAGUAUUGUUGUAC